Mastomys coucha (southern multimammate mouse) is the source of this 3377-nucleotide messenger RNA. It is a transcript of the gene Vsx2, whose product is annotated as visual system homeobox 2. The coding region runs from base 307 to 1449 and encodes 380 amino acids. The transcript has 5 exons. The record is from RefSeq and is a predicted model, not a curated record. Gene Ontology annotation, cellular component: nucleus. Lineage: Eukaryota; Metazoa; Chordata; Mammalia; Rodentia; Muridae. Gene Ontology annotation, molecular function: DNA-binding transcription factor activity, RNA polymerase II-specific; sequence-specific double-stranded DNA binding. Gene Ontology annotation, biological process: regulation of transcription by RNA polymerase II.
UCCCUGCAAGGGCACCCUGCAGAGCCCACCACACUUGGGCCUGCUGCGGCUCCUCGGUACCGGUGGCAGCGGGAGCUGCCAGCUUUUUGGAAUUCCUAAUCGCUCCUGGCCCCGGUGAUUGGCUGUUCAGCUCUGACCCCACUUGGGCUGCCGCCUGGUUGGAUAAAAAGGGAAUCUCCUUGGGGCUCCAGAGCAUUAGACACCGGAGGGGGCACCUGGGACCAACUUCACGAAGCGGGAAGCCCGGCGGGAGGGGCUUGGGGGAGCAAAAGACCCGCGGCCUCAGCCCCUCCAAAGAACCGGGAGAUGACGGGGAAAGCGGGGGAAGCGCUGAGCAAACCCAAAUCUGAGACAGUGACCAAGAGUACCUCGGGGGGCGCCCCGGCCAGGUGCACAGGGUUCGGCAUCCAGGAGAUCCUAGGCUUGAACAAGGAGCCUCCCAGCUCCCACCCGCGGGCUGCCCUCGACGGCCUGGCCCCCGGGCAUUUGUUAGCUGCGCGCUCCGUUCUCAGCCCCGCAGGAGUGGGCAGCAUGGGGCUGCUGGGACCCGGGGGGCUUCCCGGCUUCUACGCACAGCCCACCUUCUUGGAAGUGCUGUCCGAUCCGCAGAGCGUCCACUUGCAGCCGCUAAGCAGAGCGUCGGGGCCGCUGGACACCAGCCAGACGGCCAGCUCCGAUUCCGAAGAUGUUUCCUCCAGUGACCGAAAAAUGUCCAAAUCGGCUUUAAACCAGACCAAGAAACGUAAGAAGCGGCGACACAGGACAAUCUUUACUUCCUACCAGCUAGAGGAGCUGGAGAAGGCAUUCAAUGAAGCCCACUACCCAGAUGUCUAUGCCCGGGAGAUGCUGGCCAUGAAAACGGAGCUGCCAGAAGACAGGAUACAGGUGUGGUUCCAGAACCGCAGAGCCAAGUGGAGGAAGAGGGAGAAGUGCUGGGGCCGGAGCAGCGUCAUGGCUGAGUAUGGCCUCUACGGAGCCAUGGUGAGGCACUCCAUCCCCCUGCCAGAGUCCAUCCUCAAGUCUGCCAAGGAUGGCAUCAUGGAUUCCUGUGCCCCGUGGCUGCUGGUUCAAGAUGGCUUUCCCAGGCGCUUUUCUAAACCCGAAUACCAACAAUUCUUUUUAGGGAUGCACAAAAAGUCGCUGGAGGCAGCAGCCGAGUCGGGAAGGAAGCCCGAGGUGGAACGCCAGGUCCUGCCCAAGCUCGACAAGAUGGAGCAAGAGGAACGGGCCCCGGAUGCCCAGGCAGCCAUCUCCCAGGAAGAACUGAGGGAGAACAGCAUUGCUGCCCUCCGAGCCAAAGCUCAGGAGCACAGCACCAAGGUUCUGGGGACUGUAUCUGGGCCUGACAGCCUGGCCAGAAAUGCUGAGAAGCCGGAAGAGGAGGAAGCCAUGGACGAAGACAGGCCAGUAGAGAAGCUCAGCCCACCGCAGCUGGAGGACAUGGCUUAGGUCAAGGGCUGCUCGCCUCGGAACUGCUCUUCUUGGGCCCUGCGCAGUGCGGGAAGUUCUCUCUGAGGCGAGGCCAUGUCUGGCUUCUGCCACACCUCCCCACACCUCAGGCUUGCAAUUACCCCCACGUCCCUAGGCAUAUGCCAGUUCUGGCCAUAGCUUUGGACCAUGCUGAGACAUCCUGGGCCUACUUCUGAUCCAGCAUCCUCAGCCUCAGCCCAGCUUCCCUGCCUCCAAAGCCUUCUUGCUACCCCAACAUUGAGAUCCUGCCACGUCAUCCCUGAGAGACUCUCGUCCAAGCCUACCCCUAUUCUCUGCUCUCUAAGCCUUCCUUCCCAGUUCAGCCCCCUUGUGGACUCCAGCCCACAGCCCGGCAGAGCUGGAUUGGAUGGAGGACCUGCUCCGUUGUCCUGAGCAUCCCAGUUCCUAGCAGGCAGGCCUUUCCCUCUCCACCUGGUCCUUCUUGCAGACCUGGACCCUGGGUCCUGCUGUGUGAAUACAUUGCUCAACUGGUCCACAUGGAGCCUCUGCAUUCUCUGCCCUGCCUACUGAUGGACAGAUUCAAGACUAGAUAGGGCAAGCCUCAGACUGAGUCCUUCCCCAAGGACUGAGUCUCAUGCCAUGUUGUAGAUCAGGCCUUUUUGGAUGGAGCCUGCCCUACAGGUUCCUCCUUUGCAGAGGUGGGCCACACCACCUUAUCAAUGUCUGGACCCUGCACUUCUCAGCAAUGCUGUGGCUGGCUAUACUGCUGGCAAGCCCUCACCCUGAGCUUUUGCACCCCAGGGCCUGUGUUUCUGAAGCAUUUUGACCUUUCUGCCUGUGACUUUGACUUACUGAUUAAGGCUUGCUUUCUCUAGAGCUUCUCGUAGCCCAGUGGUUCUCAAGUUUCCUAAUGGUGUGACCCUUUAAUACAGUUCCUCAUGUUGUGGUGACCACACCCCCAACCUUAAAUGUAUUGCAUUGCUACUUCAUAACUGUAAUUUUGCUACUGUUAUGAAUCAUAAUGUAAAUAUCUGAUAUGCAGAAUAUCUGAUUAUGUGACUUCCCCCAAAGGGGUCGUGACCCACAGGUUGAGAACUGCUGCUGCAGUCUAUUGGUUCAUAUGUGCCUGCUUUGGAGAAAACUGGUGCAGCUUAAAAGCCACAGACAUGGCCUCGUUUUGACCUAGGCAUUCCUAAAAGGCCAAGCCUAAAUCAGACCUGUGCUAUCUAUUGACACACACAGGUGCUCACACACACACAAACACCUAUACAUCUACACACACACACACACACACACACACACACACACACACACGAUGUAUAACAAGAAAGGUACAGGGAAAGCUCAAAGGACAACAAGGCAGGUAGCUAGUGAAAAACCCAGACUGAGUUACAGACAUUCAUAGCUCCAUGCCAGCUGUAUGCCCAGAAACAUGCCCAUAGAUAAGGAGCAGUGUUGGACUGAAAGACUUCUGCCUGUAAAGGAGUGGCACUGUCCAUAGAUGGCCUGUCUGCAGAAGAUGUCCCUUCCACCUGGCUUUAUACUUGUACUAGGGGUACACAGCCUUAUGGGAUUCCUCUGCUCCUGGUUUCUCAGGCCAACCACAAGACCCCCGUUAUCCUGUGAAGUUAGGUACCCUACCUACCUUUUUAGGGACCACUUCACAAGAAAGGCCUGAGGCAGUGAGUUGUGAUUUUAAAUCUGUUUUGACAGUUGAUUUCUUCUUCGUUCUCUUCAUAGAAUUCUCCCGCUUCCGAGGUCUUGUCUUCUUCCGGGUUGAGCCGUUAGACUAUAGUCCUGUAAAUAAUGUACAUAAUGUGAGAAGGAAGAAACUGGAUAUUGAGGUGUUUGAAACACUGAAUUGUCAUAACUUUUAGGUAUUCAAAGCAUAAUUUCUGUGCUGUUUUCUGUAAAGACACAAACAAGAAUAAAAUUCAUGCAAAAUG